Molecule: messenger RNA, 1980 nt
Organism: Mercenaria mercenaria
Lineage: Eukaryota; Metazoa; Mollusca; Bivalvia; Venerida; Veneridae
Product: microfibril-associated glycoprotein 4-like
Exons: 9
Coding region: 64-1641 (525 amino acids)
Source: RefSeq, a predicted model, not a curated record
UACAGCGUGAAGUACAUCAAGUGAACAGGAAGAAACAUUUAAAUCAUUUAGAGCAGUAUUUACAUGAAAAACAAGAGCUUUUUGAUUAUGGCUGCUCUAUAUAUGAAUGAAAGUUUUACAAAAAAUGACAAUAUAAUAGAAGAAGGUAUUGUCAAAGAAACGGAUAUAAAGACUGAUGUGUAUGAAUUGAUACAGAAAACUAAGGAUUGCGAGUUAUAUCAGACAUUAGAAAAGAGCAAAUCAAAUCAGGAAGUUGACACAAAACGAUGUAAAGUUAUUUCAGGGAAGAAAAUAAUGUAUAUGUUUCUAAUAUUCCUGUCGGCGUCAGUCAUUGGGACACUUAUUGGUGUUGUCAUUCUAUUCACUUCUACUACUAGAACAGAUGGAAGCUGGGAAAGCUGGCAGAUGUGGAGUAGCUGUAGCAAUGAUUGCGGUGGUGGUUUCAGAACAAGGUCAAGGACUUGCUCAAAUCCAACACCGUCUCCUUUAGGAAGAUAUUGUCAAGGAAACUCCAUUGGUAUCGAGUCGUGUGAAAACGAAAAUUGUGAUAGAAGCUGGGAAAACUGGCUGAUGUGGAGUAACUGUAGUGCUGAUGGCGGUGCUGGCUUCAGGACAAGAUCAAGGACUUGCUCAAAUACAACAUUGUCUCCUUUUGGCAGCUAUUGUCAAGGAAACUCCAUUGGUAUCGAGUCGUGUGAAAACCAAAAUUGUGAUGGAAGCUGGGAAAACUGGCUGAUGUGGAGUAACUGUAGUGCUGAUUGCGGUGCUGGCUUCAGGACAAGGUCAAGGACUUGUUCAAAUACAACAUUGUCUCCUUUUGGCAGAUAUCGUCAAGGAAACUCAAUUGAUAUCGAGUCGUGUGAAAACCAAAAUUGUGAUGUCUGUCAGUCUCGACCAUGCCAUGCCGGUAUCUGCAUAUCAAAAGGGGACGAUUUUGAUUGCGUAUGUCUGUCUGGUUAUACAGGACGUUUCUGCGAAAAUAUGCUAUCAGAUUGUUUUGAUAUUUUACGUUACGGUGGAAAUAGAAAAGACGGGGUUUAUACACUCAGAACAUGGAAAAGUCAUCAGCUUAUUAAAGUAUAUUGCGACAUGACAACAGAUGGAGGAGGUUGGGCAGUGUUUCAGUACCGUUUUAAUGGAUCAGUGGAUUUUUACAGAAAGUUUUCUGAGUAUGAGCAAGGAUUUGGAAAUUUGAAAACUGAAUUUUGGCUUGGUCUGAUGUACAUUGAAGAGUUGGCUAGUCAAGGACGCACUGACCUGCGGAUUGAUUUAGAAGCACCAGAUGGAAAAACAGGAUUUGAGAAAUUCGACAAUUUCUCCCUUUCCGCUGGACCGGCGUAUACCCUGCAUAUUGGAACAACUAUAGCUUCUUCGGGAAUUUUCAGCGUCUACAGCUUUGGUCCAUUUCAUAAUGGCAUGAAUUUUACAACAUAUGAUCACGAUGCGGACUUUAAUAAAGACGACAACUGUGCUAGAGUGUUCCACGGUGCCUGGUGGUAUAACAAUUGCUAUAUGGCCAAUCUAAAUGGAGAGUACAUAUCACCAGGGACAUACACGGCUAGAUCUAUGACUUACAGAAGCUUCUUAGGUUUAGAUUUCACUUCCUUGAAAUCCAGCAAGAUGAUGAUGAAAAGAAACUGAAAAUCGUAGUAAACAAUUGAAAUGUUUAAGUUGUAUGUGGUUCACUUUUGUACUUUCUUACUCAUAUAUGUUUCAUUUUAAUUGACUGAUACAUAUAUAUAUAUAAAAUAUUUCAUUUCGUGUAGCAGUCUGUACGUACAUUGCCAUGUUAGUGUCAUACUUUUUUUUUUGGUUGAAUGUAGCUAUAUACAAUUUGUAUAUUUUAUACGAACAUUUAGAUAUAUUUAUGACAUAUGCCAUAUCAUGUCGCUGUUGUUCUGUGUUAAACAAGCCUCAUUCAUGAAUGUACUUGCUUUUCUAUCGAAUGGGAUGAAAAUAAAAUAUUCACCGACUGCUGUA